Messenger RNA from Tyto alba (common barn owl), 1453 nucleotides. It is a transcript of the gene GEMIN8, whose product is annotated as gem nuclear organelle associated protein 8. The transcript has 5 exons. Bases 162 to 842 code for a protein of 226 amino acids. Gene Ontology annotation, biological process: spliceosomal snRNP assembly. The record is from RefSeq and is a predicted model, not a curated record. Lineage: Eukaryota; Metazoa; Chordata; Aves; Strigiformes; Tytonidae. Gene Ontology annotation, cellular component: SMN complex.
CCGGAAGGGAAGGAGGGAGCGGCGGAGGCGGUUCCGCUCGGCUCCUCUGGCGCGGCGGGGCCGCGGGCUGCCCGGGAAUUGCUACUGUUGGUGUAAGGACGUUGCUGUGAAGACGUCACAGUGAUAGUUCAUCUUGAUCACCCGAACAAAAUUCACAAGAGAUGGAGGACACUGAGCCAUGGUAUUCCCAGCAGGUGUACGCAAGAUACUGGAAGCACUAUGACUUAGCCAUGCGCUGGAUGCGUAGACACCAGAAAGCCUACAGGAAAGCCAUGGAGUCCUUUUAUCACCUACCAUGGCAUCCUUCUGCAGCCUCUCAGAGUAGCCGCUACUCAGAUUGGGAUGGGAAUGAUCUCCCACAUACCCAAAACUAUUCUUCCACAUAUAGCCGGCGUGGCAGACCUCCAUACCAUGGGGGAGCUCAGCAGCACACAGAUGCCCACCGAGGGAGGGAGGAUGCUGACAGGGACUGUGAAAUGGAGGAGGACUCUGAGUCUGAAGGGGAGAUAGAAUAUGACUUGAGUAACAUGGAAAUCACAGAAGAGCUUCGCCAGUUUUUUGCACAGACAGAGAGGCACCGGGAGGAACUGCGGAGACAGCAGCAGCUGGAAGCUGAGCAGCAGUACGUGGAGGCUGAUCAAGACCUUCACAAAAGGAUGGAGCGCUCUGUGCAGCCGCCUGCAGAAAGACCUGGCGAAAGGCGAAUGGCAGAAAUGAAGAAGCUGUAUGGUGCUGAAGCUGCCAAAAUUCAGGCAAUGGAGGCUGCCAUGCAGCUUAUCUUUGAUAGAAACUGCGACAAAAAGCAGCCCAAAUACUGGCCCAUUAUUCCCCUUAAGCUGUGAGUACCUGGACUGUGCCUGGCACAGAGCUAUAAGGAUGGGUGCCUCAGGAAGUUGUGUUGCUGAACGAGCAAACUGCAAAUUUUGGUUUUGGUUGGGCUUUGGAGCGGAGACCAGCAAGGGCAGUGUGUUUUUGCCCUGUGUUCCUUUUACACAGUCUGCCAGCAAUGGUCACAGUCCAUUCUACCUACAUACAGUUGUCAAGUAGUAAUAGGAGGGACAGUAAUAUCAAACCUGUCUGAAGUCACAGUUUCGCUCAUUUGAUACCAGCCUGCCUUGACCUGCUUGCAAGAAACAUAAAUGUCUAUACUCAGUGAACUGGGAAAAUUUAAAGCGAUUCAAAAAAGAAAAAGACUGUACAAAUUGUCUGCUCUUCCCAUUUAGGAAAUCGAGCGAUCCCAUUUUCUAGUCUUAUUUAACUUAGUAGCAUUUGGAUCCUGUUUAACACAGCACAGCUUGAAGUGUUAUGUCUGCUAAUCUUUGAUUUUUAUUUUUUUUUUUGAGAACCAGGAGCCCACUGGCCAAGAUACAACAUAUCAAAUUACUGUAGCCCAGCCAUUUGAAUUCUUUUUCAAAGGUUUGUAAUAAAGCAGGAAGUUUUUCUUCCAAACUGA